Molecule: messenger RNA, 1515 nt
Organism: Eutrema salsugineum
Lineage: Eukaryota; Viridiplantae; Streptophyta; Magnoliopsida; Brassicales; Brassicaceae
Product: thioredoxin reductase 2
Exons: 2
Biological process (GO): removal of superoxide radicals
Cellular component (GO): cytoplasm
Molecular function (GO): thioredoxin-disulfide reductase (NADPH) activity
Source: RefSeq, a predicted model, not a curated record
AACGUGUGUCGGAUCUCUAUGAGCCAAUUAAAGUAUAUAACAAGCAGAGCAGGAGGUUUUCUACUUGGAUCUGCUCUCUCCAUUGCAUCAUCAGCUUCUUCUUCAAAUCCGCCGUCUCUAGCCUCCGCGUUGUCUUCAUCCUCCGCCGCCGUCAUGGAAACCCAUAAAACCAAGCUCUGCAUCGUCGGAAGUGGCCCAGCGGCACACACGGCGGCGAUCUACGCGGCUAGGGCGGAGCUUAAACCUCUUCUCUUCGAAGGAUGGAUGGCUAACGAUAUCGCUCCCGGCGGUCAAUUAACCACAACCACCGACGUCGAGAACUUCCCUGGAUUCCCCGAUGGUAUCCUCGGCCUUGAUAUCGUCGAGAAAUUCCGGAAGCAAUCGGAGCGAUUCGGUACUAAGAUUUUCACGGAGACGGUCAACAAGGUCGAUUUCUCAUCGAAGCCGUUUAAGCUUUUCACCGAUUCGAGAACCGUCCUCGCCGACGCCGUAAUCAUUUCCACCGGAGCUGUAGCCAAGCGGCUUAGCUUCACUGGAUCUGGUGAAGGCGCUGGAGGUUUCUGGAAUCGCGGUAUCUCCGCUUGUGCUGUAUGCGACGGAGCUGCUCCGAUUUUCAGGAACAAGCCUCUGGUGGUUAUUGGCGGCGGCGAUUCGGCUAUGGAGGAGGCGAAUUUCCUCACCAAGUACGGAUCUAAGGUUUAUAUUAUCCACAGGCGAGACACGUUCAGGGCUUCUAAGAUUAUGCAGCAGAGAGCGUUUUCAAACCCUAAGAUCGAAGUGAUUUGGAACUCUUCGGUGGUUGAGGCAUACGGAGACGAGAACGGUAAAGGCGUUCUCGGAGGAUUGAAGGUGAAGAACGUCGUUACUGGAGAUGUGUCUGAUUUGAAGGUUUCUGGACUAUUCUUCGCCAUUGGUCAUGAGCCAGCGACGAAAUUCCUAGAUGGGCAGCUUGAGCUUGAUGAAGAUGGUUAUGUAUUGACCAAGCCUGGUACCACAAAGACGAGCGUGGUCGGUGUAUUCGCCGCCGGAGAUGUUCAAGACAAGAAGUAUAGGCAAGCCAUCACGGCUGCAGGAACCGGGUGUAUGGCCGCUUUGGAUGCAGAGCACUACCUACAGGAGAUUGGAUCUCAGGAGGGUAAGAGUGAUUAGAAAAGGUGUAGGAGAAGGACACAUUCAUAAGUUGCUCUCUCUCUCUCCCUCCCCUUAUUUGCUUUGUCAUUUUCAGAAAUGUCAAACCAAUAAAGAAUCAGAUUGAUCUCAAAAAGACAAUUUUUUAAAUGAAGGGACAUUAAGUAGAGUUUUGUUAUAUGCGUUUGCAGUUGGAGUUGAGUCUGGAUUUUGUGCCAAGUUGUAACUCUUUAGGUCACAGCUUCGAGCAAUUGCUUUUGAUUUGUUCCUCCGGCGAGGGCUUUUAUAUGUAAUUUUAUUAAGCUAUUUCAGACUUAAUUGAACCAAUGAAUUGGUGUCUUAGAGAUGGAGAAAAUUAUGAAAGUUGUUUAUUUUUUCUUCUAAGCA